Molecule: messenger RNA, 1758 nt
Organism: Podarcis raffonei (Aeolian wall lizard)
Lineage: Eukaryota; Metazoa; Chordata; Lepidosauria; Squamata; Lacertidae
Product: vomeronasal type-2 receptor 26-like
Exons: 5
Coding region: 1-1758 (585 amino acids)
Biological process (GO): G protein-coupled receptor signaling pathway
Cellular component (GO): membrane
Molecular function (GO): G protein-coupled receptor activity
Source: RefSeq, a predicted model, not a curated record
AUGGCAUUAGUGGUUUUGCUGCUGGUACUGCUCCCCCAUAUAACAUCUGAAACUCACAUUCGUAUGUGCAGGGUCCAGCAUCCACCUCAGCCUGUUCACAGAUACUAUCAGAAUGGAGACCUCAUCAUUGGUGUCAUUGCUUCUCAGAGCUUCAUUGUCUCUAGCUCAAUAGACUUCACCAAACAGCCACCUCCAACAUUGAAUGAAGACUUAAUUAUAGUACCUAAUAAUUACCAACACAUCCUGGCCUUGGCCUUCUCAGUAAAGGAGAUCAAUGAAAACCCUCAGAUCUUACCCAAUAUCACCCUGGGCUUCCACAUCUAUGACAGCUAUUUCAAUGCCAAGGCGACCUAUCAUGCCACUAUACUACUUACUUCAACUCUGGAGAGAUUUGUCCCCAAUUACAUAUGCAAUAUCCAGAAUAAUCUAAUAGUAGUGAUUGGGGGACUGGACUCCGAAAUCUCCCUUCAUGUGGCAAAUGCCUUGGAUAUUUACAAGAUUCCACAGCUCCAUCAUUCCCUUAGAAGUAUCUCAUUUAACAACAGCUUUGGGGAAAUGGUUUCCUUUGACAAUAACAGACAGUUUGUAGCUGGAUUUGAUGUUACCAACUGGGUUAAUUCUGGAGAAGAACCUGUAGUGAAAGUUGGGAGGAUGGAUCCCAAGGCUCACCCAGGCCAAGCGUUCACCAUCAACGAAGAUGCCAUUACAUGGCACAGCUGGUUUAACCAGACACAACCUGUUUCUGUGUGUACCGAGAGUUGCCAUCCUGGUUCCAGCAAGAAAGUGAAGGAGGGGGAGCCAUUUUGCUGCUAUGAUUGCAUCCCAUGUCCAGAAGGGAAGAUUUCAGAUAAGGAUGAUUUGAGUGAUUGUUAUGAAUGCACAGAUGAAAAUUAUCCAAACAAAAACAGAGAUUUGUGUAUUCCCAAGAAUGUAAGCUACCUGACAUUUGAAGAACCUUUGGGACUCACUUUAGCCUGUUUGUCUCUUUCAUUUUGUUUGAUCACAGCUCUUGUCCUAGUGACCUUUAUGAAGCACCAUGACACCCCUAUUGUCAAAGCGAACAACCGGGACCUCACCUACAUUCUCCUUAUCUCCCUCCUACUCUGCUUCAUUUGUGCAUUGCUAUUCAUUGGCAAACCUUGGAAGGUGACAUGUCUCCUCCGGCAAACUGCUUUUGGCAUCAUCUUCUCUGUGGCUGUUUCUUGUGUGCUGGCAAAAACCAUCACAGUUGUCCUGGCUUUCAUGGCCACUAAGCCAGGAUCUAGGGUGAAGAAAUGGAUUGGGAGAAGCCUUGCCUACUCCAUUGUCAUCUCCUGUUCUGUCAUUCAAGCAGGCACCUGCCUUGUGUGGCUGGCAACUAAUCCUCCAUUCCCAGAUGUUGACACACACUCUGUGUCUGAUGAAAUUAUACUUGAAUGUAAUGAGAACUCUGUGACUAUGUUUUACUGUGUUCUUGGCUACCUGGGCUUCCUGGCUAUUGUUAGUUUCACUGUAGCUUUCCUUGCCAGGAAGUUACCUGACAGUUUCAAUGAAGCCAAGUUUAUCACUUUCAGUAUGCUGGUCUUCUGCAGUGUUUGGUUAUCUUUUGUUCCAACUUACUUGAGCACUAAAGGGAAAUACAUGGUAGCAGUGGAGAUCUUUUCUAUCUUAACCUCUAGUGCUGGGCUGCUGGGCUGUAUCUUUUCUCCAAAAUGUUACAUUAUUUUGUUGAGGCCUGAGCUGAAUGACAGGGGCCUGCUAAUAAGAAGAAAGUCUUAA